AUGGUUAAAGAUGAACCCAUAAAGAAGAACAUUUUACUUCGUGAGACACUGAGAAACAAUUUCGAGCUGAUCAAAGAAAUCAGUAAAUGUAUCUGCACAUGUAAAGACGCUGUCAUGUUUGUAAAGCCAGGUGAAAGGGAGUCCUACACACGUUUUCUUAAGAAACAGUACUUGAAGUCUCUGAGACACUGUCCUUUACAUUCUGGAGAAUCUUCGAGGCAAUAUAAACAAGAAAUACUCAUUCUACUGGACCGUCUGUGCAAUAAAGUCGGGAAAGGUCAGACCGAAAUAGGAGGCAAAGGAAAAGCAAAACGUGGGGCAAGGAAAAAAGGACAAAAAGUCAGGAGGCAAGGUCAAGGAUGUAUAAGAUCAAGGCCGGUUAAAAACCAGUGGGAGCUAAAUGUUGCCAGACAUUAUCUUGCAUCCUAUGUCAACCAGCAUUAUAAGAAGGAGUUGUUGAGGAGAUUUAUGCAGGAGGGAAAAUGUCUUCAAAGUACUACAUUAUCAGGUGUAAAGGGAACUAUGCAGACAAAAUUCAUAGAUGUUAAAGACUUUGAUAAAAGAGUAUACAACAUUGACUCGAAGACUCUAAGUUCUAAAUGUGAGGUGAAUAAUUCCAUUGAUGCAGAUCGAGAGGUGAGAAGGCAGUUAAAGGCCCAGGACGGGCAUUCUGCACAGCAGGAGCUCUUCAUGCAGAUCUUGCUGAGGACUAGGCAGCGGAGUGGCAGCUCGAGAGAAGAUGCCACUGCAUACAAAACAAAGGACGAGUCUACACACGGUGACUGGUGCAGCAGGAUCGAACAGCUGAAUAUUACUGAGGACUUCAGAUCAGGGAUACAAAGAUGUGAAGGAUCCAAAACAGUCGGCCAUGGUAUAAGCUACCAGGAAGUGUUCAGUGACUCCAAUCCCGACAUCAGCUACUGUGGGAGAGUGCACAUCAGAGGUCUCUCUCUAUCAUACGUGAUGGAGAAUGGUUACAAGUUUCUGCCAUUGAAGCAGGCUAUCCGUCUGUUCCCGUGGUGCUGUUGCUCGAUUUCAAAGGCUGUUCUCAGGACACACCCAGGCCUCGUUAGAACCUUCAGCACAUGGGAGCAUGUUCGUCUUCUCGACCUACUGAGUGGAAAAGGGAAUCAGAACAAUGUCCAAACAGGGGAUAUUCUGGUCAAACUGGACACUAUCAUCACCUGUCUGCCAGACAUAGAAGCUGAAGUGAAGCUCAGGCAUCGGACAAAGAGACCCAAAAAGUGUCUCACCUGCAAAUACUAGCUGCAAGCCAAACUACAUCUCUCUCCUUUAUAGGACAAUGCUCACCAAAUACUCCAGAAAUAUCUUCUGGUUCAACAGACAAUCAUUUCAGACAACUGCACCACUUCUGGAUGAAACAGAUACACUGACCUACAACAGGAGGGAUUUGAAAAGGACAUCUUCCUCUUUGGGCAAGGAAUAUGUUUAUUUUGAAAUGAACAACCUGAAGAUGUUUAAUUUCAAUGACAUCUAUGAAGUCAACUGAGAGAAGAGCAUCCAAUGUUCCUAUAACCAAGCCAAUUUUGUCCAAUGAAUUCCUAAUCAUCAUCAGAAAAAGUAGAGAUGCACACAUUUUGUGUUUUCACGUGUACAUCAAUGUCAAGAUGUUUGAGGGUGCUGAAAUAAAAAGACUCAAAAUGAACAGAUCUUUUCCAUUUUUAUUCAUAAUGUUGGUGCCCCAUACAUAGAGCUGACCAUGUUUUAAUGGAAGCAAAUUUCUCACAAUGUCCACUUUACAAUAAUGUACUUGGGGCAUUGUAGUAGUGACAUUCAAAUUAAAUAUCAUUGUCUAAAGUGUAUACAUCUUCAAUAUCCCCACAGGCUAAAACAACUGCCAACAAUCAAAGGCAGAUGAAAGUGGCACAGACCUUGAAACUUGAGUUACAAUGGGCACUGAAUCAGUAAAUGUGAAUC
Molecule: messenger RNA, 1938 nt
Organism: Haliotis rubra (blacklip abalone)
Lineage: Eukaryota; Metazoa; Mollusca; Gastropoda; Lepetellida; Haliotidae
Exons: 4
Coding region: 1-1266 (421 amino acids)
Source: RefSeq, a predicted model, not a curated record